Messenger RNA from Cryptotermes secundus, 1274 nucleotides. RefSeq names its product protein timeless homolog. Gene Ontology annotation, cellular component: replication fork protection complex. Gene Ontology annotation, molecular function: DNA binding. The record is from RefSeq and is a predicted model, not a curated record. Gene Ontology annotation, biological process: replication fork arrest; DNA repair; DNA replication checkpoint signaling. The coding region runs from base 87 to 1274 and encodes 395 amino acids. The transcript has 9 exons. Lineage: Eukaryota; Metazoa; Arthropoda; Insecta; Blattodea; Kalotermitidae.
UGCAGAACGAAAUCGGUUGACUGGAAGUUCUGAGAGUUAUGAAACUUUGGAACUAACCUCUAUGGCCUGUCUCUAACUUACGCAAGAUGUCUACUUUGCUGUAUGCUGAGCUUGCAGCAACAUGCAGUGCCCUGGGUUAUUUUGAUGGCAGCAAGUAUUAUAUUGAUAUUCACUGUCAGGAAACCAUAAAGGACCUCAUUCGUUAUUUACGUCGGGAUGAUGAAAAUCAUGAAAUUCGUCGGUAUAUUGGUGAAGCAAAAAUUCUUCAGGCAGAUUUGUUACCUAUGUUAAAGGAUUAUUGGCAGAAGUCAGACUUGUUUGAUGUACUUUUGAGAUUGUUGGUGAAUCUAACAAAUCCAGCACUCCUUUUGUAUCGUGAAGAGUUGCCAGCAGAAAAAACAUCACGCAACUAUUACCUUCAGAUCAUAACCCAUUUGCAGUCUUACAAAGCUGCAUUUUGUGAUGACAGAGUUUGGGCAUUACUUAGUGUGAAACUGGGAGAUAUACUCAAAAUUGAUUCAAUGGAGAGAGAAGAAGAAAAAGGCCUAGUUAUAGAGAGAAUCCUGAUUUUGGUACGGAAUGUGUUGCAAGUUCCAGCCGAUCCAGAGGUCGAGAAGAGAACAGACAACGAUGCCAGUGUUCAUGAUCAGGUGCUUUGGGCUCUUCAUCAGUCAGGAAUGGUUGAUUUGUUCUUGUAUAUAGCUUGUUCUGAGAAUGAGCAACAGUAUUAUAUGCAUAUUUUAGAGAUUGUGUCGUUGAUGCUUCGAGAGCAGAACCCAGCACAGCUGGCUGAUGCAGCCAUCACAAGAAGUGUAGAAGAAAAAGAACGUGAUGAAGUGGAACUGCUAGCGAUCAGGCAGGAAGAAAUUCGUCAAAGACAGACAAAAGUGAAAAAAUUUACAGGAGCCAGGCACUCACGGUUUGGAGGCACGUAUGUGCUGAGGGACAUGAAGUCUAUUAGUGACAGUGAUAUUAUUUACCACAAGCCUUUGAACACAUUAGAUUCUUUGGAUUUUGAUCAAGACAAGACAAAGCAGAGGAGACCAAAGAAUCGUCUUCCUAUGAGAGAUGAAGAGUUACAACGACGAUCUGCUUUUAGUAUCCGACUAUUCCUGAAGGAGUUUUGUGUGGAGUUUCUAAAUGGAGCAUAUAACACACUGAUGUACCAUGUGAAGGUAAGUGCCUGUAUAUAUAUAUCACUGAUGGUCAUGGUGCAAGGACCAGUCAAGCUCCACUGGUUAUUCAUCCAAUUUCCUGAAAAUUCUUUUCAGUGA